Messenger RNA from Salvia miltiorrhiza (redroot sage), 2028 nucleotides. Its product is annotated as monogalactosyldiacylglycerol synthase 2, chloroplastic-like. The record is from RefSeq and is a predicted model, not a curated record. Lineage: Eukaryota; Viridiplantae; Streptophyta; Magnoliopsida; Lamiales; Lamiaceae. The transcript is spliced from 9 exons. The coding region runs from base 344 to 1714 and encodes 456 amino acids. Gene Ontology annotation, biological process: glycolipid biosynthetic process. Gene Ontology annotation, molecular function: hexosyltransferase activity.
ACAAUCACUUUCGCCUCACUACAGAUACAUUGUUUAGCCUAAGAAAAGAUCCGAAUCUGGCAAUGAACAUUCUUAAACACAACUGCCAACUUGCUAACCCGAUGGCGCAUAUUUCUCACCAAAAUAUUCCCUUUGGGCAUAAUUCCAGCAUCAUAAAUGGCACCCUCUUCUUUAUUUAACUGAAAAAUAACAGCCUAUUCGCCAACCGACGCUCCUCCCGCCCUUCUCUCUCUUUCUCUGCAGGUACUGCUGGAAAGAAAAUUCACUGAAUUUCUUAGGGUUCUUGGCGUUGUUCGAUUGCGUUUAAGCUUCCUUCAUAGAUAGGAAACAUAUAUAUAUAUAUAUGGUGGUGAUGAAGGCUGCCUCGCCGAGAGAAUCUAUAAACAAGGUGUUUGAAAGAGUUGGGGUGUACAGAUUUGGAGGUAGAAGCAGCCAAAAGAGGUGUAGACAUGAAUAUGGAGAAGAAGAUGGAACCAUGGAACUGCAACAGAUUGCUGCUGAGAGGACCAAAAAUGUGCUCAUUCUCAUGAGUGAUACCGGGGGCGGCCACCGAGCAUCGGCUGAGGCCAUCAAGGAUGCUUUCCUCCUUGAAUAUGGGGAUCAAUAUAGGGUUUUCGUCAAGGAUGUGUGGAAAGAGUACACUGGCUGGCCGUUGAAUGACAUGGAACGUCAGUACAAAUUCAUGGUUAAACACGUGCAGCUUUGGAGCCUAGCAUUUCACAGCACCUCUCCAAAAUGGAUACACUCUGUCUAUCUUGCUGCCAUUGCUGCAUUUUAUGCCAAGGAGGUUGAGGCUGGUCUGAUGGAGUACAAGCCGGAUAUCAUCAUCAGCGUCCAUCCUCUGAUGCAACAUAUUCCGUUGUGGGUGCUCAAAUGGCAAAAACUACACAAGAAAGUGAUCUUUGCUACUGUCAUCACAGACCUUAACACUUGCCAUCGUACAUGGUUUCAUCCAUCUGUGAAUCGACUGUACUGCCCCUCAGAGGAGGUGGCAAAGAGGGCUUUGCUAGAUGGUCUUCAAGAGUCUCAAAUUCGAGUAUUUGGCUUGCCCAUUCGACCAUCCUUUGUUCAAGCAGUUCUGUCCAAGGAUGAUUUGAGGAUAGAACUCGAGAUGGACCUGCAGUUGCCGGCUGUUCUGCUGAUGGGGGGCGGAGAAGGCAUGGGGCCGGUUAAGGAAACAGCAAAGGCUCUCUCAGAAUCUCUGUUCGACACAGAACUUGAGAAGCCGAUAGGCCAACUGAUCAUCAUCUGUGGUCGUAAUGAGAUGCUAGCUUCCACAUUGCAGUCACUUGAGUGGAAAAUCCCAGUCAAGAUAAGAGGCUUUGAGAAGCAGAUGCAGAAAUGGAUGGGCGCUUGCGACUGCAUUAUCACAAAAGCUGGUCCUGGUACCAUUGCGGAAGCAUUGAUACGAGGCCUUCCAAUUAUACUCAACGAUUACAUCCCCGGACAAGAAAAAGGCAAUGUGCCCUACGUGGUUGAAAAUGGGGCGGGUGUAUUCACCAGAAACGCGAAGGAAACUGCAAGAAUAGUGGCUGAGUGGUUCGGAACAAAGAAGGACGAGCUCCAUAGAAUGUCGGAGAAUGCUGUGGAACUUGCGCAGCCUAAUGCAGUGUUCGACAUUGUGAGAGACCUAGACGAGCUAGCAUGCCAGAGAGGCCCUCUAGCUAGCAUUCCCUACAUGCUGACUUCGUCUUUUUCGAGCUUAAUCUGUUAGAGAAACCAGACGCAGUUGAUGCAGGAUGUACAGUUUGAGAGCACCAAGAAUGGUGAUAUUCUUUCACCACUACAUGCUACAAAAAGAAGAAGAAGAAGAAAUCUACAUUCUUUUAGGAUAGAGUAGUUAUUAGUAAACAGUUACUGAUUUCUUGAUGGUGGGAGUUCAAUAUUAACUCCAUUUAUUCACAAUGGCUUUGAUCUAUCUGUUUCUUUUAUGACAAGAGACAAUCAUAAAAGAGAUAAUCUGAAGUCGUUGCUUGAGAUUCUGCUCUCACUAAAUUUCAUUAUUGUUAAAAUACUUUGCAAACCAUA